Molecule: messenger RNA, 3543 nt
Organism: Diorhabda carinulata
Lineage: Eukaryota; Metazoa; Arthropoda; Insecta; Coleoptera; Chrysomelidae
Product: luciferin 4-monooxygenase-like
Exons: 7
Coding region: 66-1700 (544 amino acids)
Biological process (GO): long-chain fatty acid metabolic process; fatty-acyl-CoA biosynthetic process
Molecular function (GO): long-chain fatty acid-CoA ligase activity
Source: RefSeq, a predicted model, not a curated record
UCGAAAUUAGAAGCUGUAAAGUUGACAUUGACUAACAACUGGCCGUGAACUUAACACCACGUAUAAUGGAAGACGAUUUCGUGAUUAACGGUCCGCCACCAACCGAACCUUUGCAGGAUAGAACUCUAGGGCAAGUUUUUAUACAAAUUCUCUUGGAAAAUAAACCUGAUACAAAAGUUAUGGUCGAUUCCAAUACAGGAGAAAUCCUAACUUCCAAACAACUUCUGGAAGAAUCUUUUAAGUUAGCUCAAGCUCUAAUACAGUACGGCUGUAGUUCGAACACGACAAUUUCUAUCGGAAGUGAGAAUAAUUUACAAUUUUUCAUUGCUGUCAUGGGCUCAAUUUUCGCUGGCACGAUAAUGGCACCUUUGAAUUGCAACUAUACAGAAAAGGAACUUGAGCACACCCUCAAUAUUACGAUGCCGAAAAUAGUUUUUUGUUCUAAAGCUCUUGCUUACAAGUAUUUGAAACUUAAAAAUAAGUUGACGUUUAUUGAACAAAUAGUUGUUAUUGAUUCUAAUGAAGAAAUUACUGGAACAAAAAGUAUUAAUAAGUUUGUAAGCGAUAUUUUGAAAGGAAAAACGCUUUCGAAUCACUCGUUACCAUUUGAUGGAGAUCCUAAGGAAAGUAUUGCAUUUAUUUUGUCCUCUUCUGGUACUACAGGACUACCAAAAGGAGUGAUGUUGACUCAUUUUAAUCUUGUUACAAGAAUGCUUCAAUCAAGAUAUCCAGAUUAUCUCUCACACCAUUCGACAGUUUUGGGUUUAAUGCCAUUCUCUCUUUCGUAUGGCCUAUUUUUUGGACUCACCUCAAUUUUCAAUCGGCAUUUAACUGUUAUGAUGAACAAAUUCACAGAAGAUUCAUUCCUAAAAACGAUACAAGAUUACAGAGUUUCCGUAGUUCGACUAGCACCACCUUUAGCAAUUUUUUUAGCAAAAAGUUCCAAAGUCAAUGAUUACAAUUUGUCAUGUAUUGCAGAAGUAUUUUCCGCCGGAGCUCCGCUUAGUGGAAAAACAGAGGAAACUUUGAAAGAAAGACUCAAAAUAGAAGCAGUCCAUCAAGCUUACGGUUGCACUGAAGGUACACUUGCAUUAACAAUAAUGAAUAAAGACCAGUAUAGACCUGGUUCAUGUGGAAAAGUGAUAACUUAUAUGCAGUGUAAAGUAAGAGAUCCUGAUACUGGAAAAUCGUUAGGACCAAAUACGGUCGGUGAACUUUGUUUCAAAGGUCCCACUAUCAUGAAAGGUUAUUGCAACAAUCCUGAUGCUACCAAGGAAUCUUUCACGGAAGAUGGUUGGCUGAGAACUGGUGAUCUUGGGUAUUAUGACGAUGAGCAGUAUUUCUACAUUGUUGAUAGGUUGAAGGAAUUGAUUAAAUACAACGGAUAUCAGGUAGCUCCAGCAGAAUUAGAAGCUAUUCUGGUCAAUCAUCCAAAAGUAUUCGAAGCAGCUGUUGUUGGUAUUCCAAACGAAAAAUCUGGAGAGCUGCCUCUAGCAUUUGUUGUUAAAGAAUUUGGACAGCAUGUGACCGAAAAAGAACUUCAAGAUUAUGUUGCAGAGAGAGUUUCGCACCCCAAAAAAUUGAGAGGAGGAGUUAUAUUUGUAAAGGAUAUUCCUAAAACUCAAAGUGGAAAAAUUAUGAGAAAACAAUUGAGGAAUAAAUUGAAGGAAUAUCAAAAAGUGGUGCAAUCGAAGUUGUAGAAACGACGAGUCCAUCUACUAGCUGAAAUUAGAAAAAUUUAAAUAGAUAAAUAAUAUCAUUGUAAGUUUAAAGCUGGCUAAAUUGACUUAGAUUAGACUCUAUAUUUGUUCAAUAACUUUCUUCUUCUUCUAGCUUUAAUCAAUUAAUUUUUGAAUUGUGCAUAAAAAACGUUUUUUUGUGUGUAUUAUUGUGUAAUUAUUGUAAUAAUUACAAUAUUUCUCCAUUAGCCUCUAAUGAAAUUUUUGGAGCCGUUUAUGAUAUUUAUACUGAACACACUGUUCACACUGACUGACGCGCGUUUCGAUAACUAAGUUAUCGUUGUCAACAACUGAAGGUGAAUUGAAACCUAUUAAUUUGACCUACCUAUUUCAUUAUAAAUUUUCAAUGAGCUUCCUCCAGAAGAAAAUUGCAGGAAAACUUCUUCGGCGGAAAAUUUCACAUCCAUUCCUCAGCUGCUACAUAUUUUUAUUUUAGAAAUAAGAAUGAGAACUGGGGAAAGUCUGUUCUGGUACCUUCCAAUUCUGUUUAUACAAAUGGAUUGGAACGAAUUUUCACCUGAGAUGGUUUGAAAUUGGUUUAUAAAUCCAACAAUACAUUAAAACUAUCCAAGAGGUGAAAUACAAGAUUUGGAAAGGAUUGGUGUAUAUGAAAUUAACUGUACUGUGACGCCAAGUAUAGCGGACAAAUCAAGAGAUCAGUUAAUGUCCGGUUUAAAGAGCACAUAGCUCAUUGAAAAUAUAGACGGACCGAAAAAUUAAUAUUGCCGAUCACGAUGUUCGUCAUAAUCAUAAGAUGAAUAUAAAUAGUGUAAAAUUGUCGAGAAAUGUAUACAAUUAUAAUUUCUUGGAUACAUUUGGAGGCACUGAGAGCGUUAAAUGUAAGAAUAGUUUAAAAUAAGGACGAAAGGCUUAUUCCUUCUCAGCUCACUAUAUUCUCUCCCUCUUUCUCUCUCUUUAUUUCUCUCUCUCUUUCUCUUUCUUCGUAUUUGGGAGUGAGGGUGAAUUUUCCGCUGAAGAAUUUUUUUCCCAGGAAUUAUUUUUUUCAAGAGAAAGUUCAUUGGUCAGAAAAUUUAGUAUGAAAUAGGUAAGUCGAGUAAAUUGGUUUUAGUUUACUUUUAGUCCCCGAAGAUAAUAAUUUGGUUAUGGAAACGCGCGCUUUAGACAGUAUAAUUGUGAGAGUGUGGAAGUAAUAGUAGAGUAAAUAGUGUGUUCCGCACUUAAUUUCUCUCUCGCGUCGCCUUUCCUUGUAAAAUCUCCUUACAGAUCCUGAUUGCUCGCUUCGUGAGUAUUUGAUUUAUUAUAAUUUCAUGCUAUGUCAAUAUUUUUUUUAUCUAAUAUUAUCAGUUUUCCUCUUCAGCCCCGAUUAUAUCAGCUCUGUUAGUUCCCACUGCAUAAUAUUGUUUUAGAUGAUUAUCACUUUGAGCGUGGACUCUCGUUUAUUGUUCUCCCCAAAUUUUCGGUGUUUUUCACUUACUAUCAUUAUUUUGAGUUAUAUAAAUAUAUGUGUUCUCUGGGAACUUUGUAGUCUAGUCCUAUUUGGAGUUGAACACAAACAAAUGCAGAAGUUACAGACAAUGAUGUGAGAUAAAAAAUGAGAAUAUGGCUUUUUUAAAUGUUUCACCUCUUAAAACUAUACCAAUAAUGCUCAUAAUUUUAAUUAAGUUAUUGAAAUAAGGGUAAAACCGAUUGGUUUGGUAAAAUCAUAUUUUGUUUUGAAAGGAACAUAAUAAAUAAUGACUUUUAAAGAAAUGGCUCCGUUAUAGUAAUAUUUAAUAAUUGAGAGUUCUUUUUUUAUUAAAAAUUUUUUUUAAGAAACGAUUUUCAUCAAGGAUAAAAUUCAAAA